UGUCAGAGAAACUUGGCUAUAACAAAGUUUCUUAACAGUCAUUUUAAAGAAGAUUCAAGUUAGGGAACAUGGAUAUCACAUUUGUGCUCACAUUACUCCUUAUUUUGUUUAUCAUUUAUAUUUUGAACAACUCAAUAUGGAAUGCAAAGUAUAGAAAGCUUCCCCCAGGUCCCACCCCACUGCCAUUAAUUGGGAAUUUGUUGCAGAUAAAAAGCGGACAGCUGACAAAAUUCUUAAUACAGACAGGUGAGCAGUAUGGCUCUGUGUAUACAGUGUAUUUUGGACCCCAUCCUGUGGUCAUUAUUAGUGGAUACAAGGCUGUGAAAGAAGCUCUGAUUGACCAAGGAGAAGAAUUUAGUGGCAGAGGAAGCUUGCCGUCUGUGGACAAAGGUUUUCAAGGCUACGGUCUGGUUUUCAGCAAUGGAGAACGUUGGAAGCAAAUGCGGCGUUUCUCUAUUACAACGCUCAGGAACUUUGGAAUGGGAAAGAGAAGUAUCGAGGAGCGGAUUCAAGAAGAGGCAAAAUACUUGGUUGAGGAACUCAAGUCUCAUAACGAAGCUCCUCUUGAUCCCAGAAACAUUCUCACUCAAGCUGUUACCAAUGUCAUCUGCUCUAUGGUCUUUGGAAAUAGAUAUGAAUAUGAGGAUGUACAGAUGUUGAAACUUCUUAAUCUGUUUAAUGAAAACGUACAAAUAAUGAACUCAGCUUGGGGACAGCUUCAGGAUUUGUUUCCAAGCAUCAUGUACCGCCUACCAGGACCUCACCAGAAACUACAUAAAAUUUUAAGCGAUUUGCUAGAAUUUGUGUCCGAUAGAGUCAAGAGGAACCAAGAAACAUUGGACCCAAGUUCGCCAAGAAACUUCAUUGAUUGUUUUAUCAUUAAAAUGCAACAGGAGAAGCAAAACCCAGAAUCUGAAUUCAACAUGAGGAACCUGAUGAGCAAUGUGCUCAACUUGUUUUUUGCUGGGACAGAGACUGUUAGCAGCACUAUUAGACACGGACUUCUUAUUUUUCUGAAAUAUCCAGAAAUCCAAACAAAAGUGCAGCAGGAAAUUGAUCAUGUGAUAGGGCAUAAUCGUUGCCCAAAUAUUGAUGAUAGGAGUAAGAUGCCGUACACAGAUGCAGUGAUCCAUGAAAUCCAAAGGUUUUGUGAUAUUAUCCCAACUAAUUUACCUCAUGCCGUCAUAAAGGAUACUAAAUUUAGAGGAUAUACAAUACCAAAGGGUACAAAAGUUUUCCCUUUGCUAUGCUCCGUUUUACGAGAUCCAACACAAUUCUCUACACCGGACAAAUUCAACCCAAAUCAUUUUCUGGACGACUCUGGCUCCUUUAAGAAGAAUGAUGCGUUCAUGCCAUUUUCUACAGGGAAACGGAUAUGUAUAGGGGAGGGCCUGGCUCGUAUGGAACUUUUCCUUUUCUUUUCUAACAUCCUACAGAACUUUACACUGACCUCUAAAAUGCAGUUUACAGAAGCUGAUAUUGUCCCCAAAAUGACUGGAAUUGCAAACGUUGCUAUACCUUACAAGUUGUCUUUUGAAGCUCGCUAAGAAUUCAAUCAGUUAUCCAAUGCUGCUCAUGAGAAAGUUUUUUACGAUUCUUAAAGACACUGUCCAUCAUUAUUAUGACGGUGUUUAGGUUGGAGACUAUCCGGGAUGUUGAUAGAAAAAGGGACUUUAAGUUCCAAAUAAAGGGACAUGAAACUUAAUUUUUUUCUUUCAUGAUAUAGAUAGAGAAUAUAAUUUUUAAAAAGUUUUUAUUUUACUUCUAUUAUCAAAUUUGUAUCGUUCUCUUGUUAUUCUUUGUUGAAGAGAUGUCCAGAUAGGUAGCGUGUACAUGUCGGGAGAACUUGCUAAUGUAUGACACUUUUGCAAAAACUGCUGCAAUAUAAAGCUACAGACACGUGCUGAAUUUACCUUUCUGCUUUUCAACAAAUAGUAACAAGAAAACAAAGACAAAAUUAUCAAACAAGUAAAUUGGAAAAAAAAUUUAAUUGUAUGUUCUAUCUGAAUCAUGAAAGAAAAUGUUUGGGUUUGUUUUUUUUUUCUUUUUAAGUUUUGUUAUUCAUUUAAAGCAUGCAAUUUACAAAACAACAAUUUUCCAAUAUACAUUCUGAGUCUCCAGCUCCUAUAAAGUGUACAGUACAUAUGUAAAUGCAUUUUGUGAUUGGUUGAUGGCUGUCACAUGAUAUAUGGGAAGGGAAAAUUUGAUUUACUUUAAAAUUUGCCAGAAAUUAUUCUAUU
This is a messenger RNA of Bombina bombina (fire-bellied toad), 2240 nucleotides long. Its product is annotated as cytochrome P450 2G1. The record is from RefSeq and is a predicted model, not a curated record. The transcript is spliced from 9 exons. Gene Ontology annotation, biological process: xenobiotic metabolic process. The coding region runs from base 69 to 1547 and encodes 492 amino acids. NCBI's taxonomy places the organism in Eukaryota, Metazoa, Chordata, Amphibia, Anura, Bombinatoridae. Gene Ontology annotation, molecular function: oxidoreductase activity, acting on paired donors, with incorporation or reduction of molecular oxygen, reduced flavin or flavoprotein as one donor, and incorporation of one atom of oxygen; iron ion binding; heme binding. Gene Ontology annotation, cellular component: cytoplasm; intracellular membrane-bounded organelle.